Molecule: messenger RNA, 944 nt
Organism: Schistosoma spindalis
Lineage: Eukaryota; Metazoa; Platyhelminthes; Trematoda; Strigeidida; Schistosomatidae
Source: the annotation of a GenBank genome assembly
CUCAUUAAGUACUGAUAUUAAAUUUUCGUCAGUAGGCGUAACGUUUGCAGGCGCGUUUUUUGAAGUGUUUCACGUUAUGGAUCGUAAAACAGUCAUCAAAAGCAAACUACAAGGAAUAGAGAGGUAUUAAUCUGUAUGUAUUUUGAAAAGAAUUAGCUAUAACCCUGAACACAUAACAGCACUCGAAGAACAUCUUUCAUGGCAGAUCAUAAAUAAUGAUUAUGAUUUCGAAGCUAAUUUAGCUCUGCUUAGAUUGUAUUUAACGAGAUUUUAUGAUUAGCCCUUCUUACAUAGAUAUCAGUUCUAUCCGGAACGCUUCAAUGCUGAGUGUGCGAGGUUAGUGCUGCUGAAGGCAAUAAUAAGUAUGAGUCACUCAGAUUUUACAUUGUGCAAGUACUUGAUUCACUUAGAACAUCUCAGUGAAGAGCCACUUUCACAGGUCGUAGAACUUGGGUUUUUCCUGGAAACCUGUCGGUUUUCUGAGUUUUGGACGAAAGUAAAAGAAAACCCCAAAGUAUUUUCUGCUAUCCCUGGAUUCCGAGAAUCUGUAUGUAGAUUUAUUGUUCAAAUUAUAUCACAAACCUAUCAACGUAUUUCAAAAACAUUAUUAAUGAGCUUUCUAGAUAUGUCAGAGAAUGAUUUAAAACAAUUUAUUACACAAUUUGAAUGGUUCGAAAUCACUGAUAAUUCUAAUUGUAAUUCUAAUUCUAAUUGUAAUGAUCAACUUAUCUUAAUUAAUAAUCAUGAAGAGAAUAUUAAAUCAAUACAAAUACGUGAACGUGUCAAUUUCGAUUCAAUUACAUCUAUGUCUAAUGCAUUUCGACCAUCUAAAAGUGAUUUUUUCAUUAAAACAACAUACAAUCAUCAUCAUCAUCAUAUGAAUAAAGAAUAAAUCAAUAAAUUUAUUUUAUAAAUGAUUGAAAUAGAAAUUUUUUCUCUUUGUA